Molecule: messenger RNA, 481 nt
Organism: Dermatophagoides pteronyssinus (European house dust mite)
Lineage: Eukaryota; Metazoa; Arthropoda; Arachnida; Sarcoptiformes; Pyroglyphidae
Source: RefSeq, a predicted model, not a curated record
UCUCACAAACGUUCGAAAAAUUAAAUUUAACAAAACAAAAAUGGCUACAAAAUUAUCAAAUAAUAUUGAAAACGCUUCUUCUAUUGGAUCUUCAUCACGUGAUCAUCAUCAUAAUCAUAAUCAUCAUCCUCAUAAUCAACAACAACAACAACCAACACAAAUAGCUGAUGUUGAUCUUCGUCAUCAUAAAUUAUUACAAAAUUUUGUUACAAUUUUAAAAAUAAAUAAUGUACUUGAAGAAUAUCGAUUGAUUGUAAGACAAAUACAGCAACAAUGUUGUUGUAAACGAACUAGACAAACAUGGGAACGUUUAAAUAUUCUUGAAACAAAAUAUAAAGAGCUUAAUUCUGAUUCGAAUGUUGUUUCAUUGAAUCAACAACAACAACAACAACAACAAUCACAACGUGCAACAUCAUCAUUACCAUUGAAUUCAAUUCGUCGAACAUCAAAUACUCAACAAAUAAAUAGAUACCACAAAUAA